AUGGUGGACCUCACGAUUUCAGAGACCUCGGGUCUCAUUGCCGCAGCCGUUUUUCUUGUCCAAGUACUUCUAUCGCUGAUUUUCCCUGCUGCGCUGGUCGGAUUUGUUGAUGAACGAAACACCGCUGUCACUUGGUCUGUUCUCGGUCGGUCCUUGCAGUCUUCCCCUUGGCCAACGCUUCUACAAACCGACGCAGCGGCGCGACAUGGAGUCCUUCGCCGCGUUAGCAACGGACUGCUUUUCCAGACAGUCGUCGUUCUGUUGAUCUCAGUCGCCGCUAUCGUCACUCCUCUCGGCCUGUAUCAGACGGUUGAACCAGGCGACCCCUCGUUGGAGACGUUCCAGUUUGUCAAAGACAAAUCUUCCUUUGGCUAUGCCACCCCCGAUCAGGUCACCGGGCCAUUCACCAGGAGCUGUGGCUUAGACACAUGUCCCGGAUCCUGGGUGAACCGCACCUGUGUGCAGCAGGGACUCCUCCAGAACUGCAGCGAGGUUGUCUACGGCCGUGCUAUCCCUGACCUCUGGAGGUCCACGUUGCGAGAGGGAGCCGAGCAAGUAGAUCAGUCGGUAUCAAGCAUUUUCGACAUCCAGUGGAGGAGCCGAUAUAACGCAUCGGACGCGUUAGGCGAGUCGGGGUGGUAUCUGAAAUCAGGAUAUCGUCAGGUUGACAUAUUGAUCCUCGAUUCCACCAUACAGCUCGUCGACGGCCUCAUCGUCGACACCAAGAAUGGGGGCAUUGGCUUCCGAAACCACACCGCACCGGCUGCCUUUCACGAGUAUGGCACCACCUGGAGCGAGGAUAUCCUUUUCAUCGAGCCAGAAGCCCAGUGUGUGGAUUUGAACGUCACCUUUGACUUCGAGCUGUCCCAAAAUCAGACCGGACGACUUACACCAAGAAAGUUGGCUCUCGUGGAUCACGGUGGUUUCUCCGCCCUGUCUCGCACGAGCCCAGACUUGACAAUCCCCAAAGACGGCAACGGUCAGGAUCAGCUAGACCUCAGAGAAAGGGCAUACAAGGCUGCCUGGGCAAACAACUUCCUCACCCUGGCCACCUUCAACGCCACCGACCCCGAUGCAGACAAUAUCACGCGGCUUGACGUGACUCCUGGGAUGAAGUUCUUCGCUGACGAGGACGAUUCUUCGGUUGCAAACCACACUUCACUCGGAUUCAGGAUUGAUAACAACGUCUUCGCCGUCGACUAUCAAUCUAUUAGAUCUACGCUGGACUUUGGAGACUAUUUGCGGUUCGAGUCAGCCGAUUCAACCAACGGAUCAGAGCCAACCCGAAAUCCAUGGAUGAUUGGCGAACCACAGUUCAACCUCGUUUCCGAGAUCUGCGCCGGCGGCGACCACGACAACCCCGCCAACAUCAACAGCAGCCUCGUCGGUUGCGGGCUCGUGUACGGCUCCGCGCGCCGCACUGACGGCGGCUCCGACCUCAGCCCGGACCCCGGCUCGCAAUGGUCCCUCCCCGCCUUCAGCUGCGCGGCCUCGGUGCGCGCCACCAUCCGCACCGUGACCUUCCAGCACAACGGCACGGGCCUCGCCGCCCUUCACGUCCUCUCCGCCGCGCCCAAAACCUACCCCUCCCCCGCCGACCACCCGCACUGGGCCGUCGAGAACAUGGGCCCGACCAACCUCUGGAACGCCCAACCCCUCUGGGGCAUCCUGCCACCUUCGCAGUCCGCCCCGCCCCCGACUCUCAACCUCACCACCGUCCGCCAGCCGACCCUCCGCCUACCGGGGAUCGUCACGGCGGAGUCGGCCCUCUCCGGCGGGGAUUACGUCUCGGCCAAGCAGGGGCAGAACCUGCCCGGCGUCGAUUUCUACGUGCGCGCGCUGCAGAAUGUGUUUGGCAUACGCCGGCCGGGGGCCGUCGGGUAUGAGGGGUAUGCGGAUUAUUCGGGGCAGUCGAGCCUGGCGCUGUAUCGGAAGUGGCAGGGCUUGAGUGGGAGUGCCGAGGGGGUGGCCGAGGUGGUGCGGUUGGUGUGGACGGAUAUUGCGGCGAAUGCGGUGGUGGGGACCAAGGGGUGGGGGUUAGAUGAUCCGGUCGCGGCGGGGCGGGUUGCGGGUGGUGGUGUGGUGACCCAGAAGAGGGAUGGUGCUGGCGGGAAGGUCAAUGAUAAGGUGUUGGUGACGGUGUAUCGUCGAAGGGUGCGGUAUCGGCUGCCGUAUAUGGUGCCGGCGGCCGUGGUGUUGGCGUUGGCGAUAGUUGUGUUGGGGACGUGGUUGGUGCUGUUGGUCAUGGGGCGGACGGGGCCGGCUAAAAUGCGCCGGUUGUUGGAUGCCACCUCCCCGGGAAGAAUUCUAGGCGGGUUCCUUUGGCCGAACAAGGCCGCGACGCUCAGGGGUACGGAUGAGUGGGUCAAGACGGUUGGGACUAGGGUUGUCAUUGUUGGUUCGGGUCCCGGGGAUGCGGUUGCAGCUGCGGCGAAGCAGGGAGAGGCAGAUCGGGAUCAGGAGGGCCAGGUUGUGGGCGAGGAGUCGAUUCAGUUGAUUGAGAAGAAUAAACCCGUAGUGGCCACGGGUUGGUAG
Chaetomium globosum CBS 148.51 is the source of this 2535-nucleotide messenger RNA. RefSeq lists its product as uncharacterized. Lineage: Eukaryota; Fungi; Ascomycota; Sordariomycetes; Sordariales; Chaetomiaceae. The coding region runs from base 1 to 2535 and encodes 844 amino acids. The transcript is spliced from 3 exons. The record is from RefSeq and is a predicted model, not a curated record.